Messenger RNA from Otolemur garnettii (small-eared galago), 478 nucleotides. Its product is annotated as KIAA0040 ortholog. The record is from RefSeq and is a predicted model, not a curated record. NCBI's taxonomy places the organism in Eukaryota, Metazoa, Chordata, Mammalia, Primates, Galagidae. The transcript is spliced from 2 exons. The coding region runs from base 188 to 478 and encodes 96 amino acids.
GAUGAAGAGACGGGGGCUCCAAGCAACUGAGUGACUAGCCCAAAGACAGCACGGGUGCCAUCGGUGGCAUGCCUAAACCCAAAGCUGGAAGAGGAAUAAAUUACAAGCAGUCAAGCCUGCAUCCUUUUGAGUCCAGAACUUGGAAGUGAACUGGAAGGGUUCUCUGGCCCCCAUCCAGCCAAGCACCAUGGAGAGAAUCAGCUCCUUCUUGAACACUAUUUGGGAUACCAUCUCGACCAAACACCAAGAGGGCAUAUUCAACACCAUCUGCCUGGGGGUCAUCCUGGGGCUGCCCAUCUUGGUGAUUAUCACACUCCUCUUCAUCUGCUGCCAUUGCUGCUGGAGCCGACAGGGCAAGAGCGGCCAACAGCCAGAGAGAAACAAGAGGAAGAAGAAGAAGAAGGAUGAAGAAGACCUCUGGAUUUCUGCUCAGCCCAAGCUUCUCCAGAUGGAAAAGAGGCCAUCACUGCCUGUCUAG